AUGACAGGAAAGGAGGAGCCAUGGCUGGGUCCAUUCACUAUCCAUGAAAUUAUCAACAAUAAGAUAUGUCAGUUAAAAAAUGAUGUAAAAGUAUUAAAAACCAAAGUGUUAAUAAGUAAUAUGAAAAAAUAUUUUGAAUAUGACGGUCAAAAAUUGAAUGAAGAUACUUAUGCAGAAGAAUUAAAGACAAGCGAAAAAAAUAUAAUGUCACGAAAAGAUAAGAUUCCCACCGGUCCAAAAACCAGGAUGUCUUAUCCAGUUGGUAAAACAUGCAGGCAACAGACAAAACGCAGAACAUUAAAAUUAAAUUUCAGCCAACAAGUAACAAACGAAACUAUACUUGCAAAAUUCUUGACGGUUCCAUCUGAAAUUAAACACAUUUUUGGAGAUGGAAACUGUUUAUAUAGAUCUUUAUCGUAUUGGAUAACAGGUGACGAAGAUUAUCAUUUUGCCAUAAGACAACAUGUUUGUGAGGUAAAAAAAAUUUCAAAUAUCGAAAGAUAUAUAGGGGGAAAGGAAAACAUGAAGAAAUAUUUGGAACAAAAAACAAUAGAAAAUGAUGGUAAUAUAAAUGUAUAA
Messenger RNA from Macrosiphum euphorbiae (potato aphid), 579 nucleotides. NCBI's taxonomy places the organism in Eukaryota, Metazoa, Arthropoda, Insecta, Hemiptera, Aphididae. The record is from the annotation of a GenBank genome assembly.